AUGAGCGCUGUCCUAUUGUUCGUAGUCUGCCUGGCCGGCAUGGCCACGGCUACGGAAUUUGACGAUAAUUCAAUUGUAACAAUGGACAUAAAGCAAAGGCAAAUGAUAAUCUUGAAACUGUUGAACCAUCCCAUGGAGCCUCUUAUGUAUAAAGAUCUUGUGGAAAUUGGCCAAAAUUUCAAAAUAGAAGAUAACACAGAAUCGUUUACUAAACCCGAUGUUGUUAAGACCUUCGUCAAAAUGAUGAAAGUUGGAGUACUACCACGUGGCGAAAUCUUUACUCUGCACAUCGAUCGCCAGCUUAAAGAAGUUGUCACCAUUUUCCAUAUGUUAUAUUAUGCUAAAGAUUUUACUACUUUCUUCAAGACCGCCUGCUGGAUGCGUCUUCAUCUUAAUGAAGGCAUGUUUGCUUAUGCUCUAACCGUGGCAGUCAGACACCGCGAGGACUGUAGAGGAAUUAUUCUGCCUUCUCCAUAUGAAAUUUAUCCUUACUACUUUGUGCGUGCCGAUGUCAUCCAAAAAGCUUACUUACUCAAAAUGAAGAGAGGACUUUUAGACCUAAAACUUUGCGACUUCUAUGGAAUCAGAAAGACAGACAAAGAUGUUUAUAUCAUCGAUGAAAAUAUUUAUGACAAGCGUGUCUACUUUACUGAUGACGAUCGUUACUGGCCAUGGUUAAAAAUGCAUAAUGGGCAAGAGUUCCCCGUCAGAUUUAACAACUACGUAAUUGCCAGAGAUACAAAUUUGGAUAUUAUACGUCUUUGCGAAGAGUACGAGAGGAUUAUUAGGGAUUGUAUUAUUAGGGGCUUCAUUGAAUAUAACGGUAUGAGGCUUAGUCUGACCAAAUACGAGGAUAUGGAAACACUUGGCAAGUUAAUUUACGGUAAAACAGAAAAGACUGGUAUGGACAAGACCUACAUUGAGUCCUACCGCUACCUAUUGAUAGUCAUGAAGGCAGCUCUUGGCUUAAAUACAUUUACGUCUGACAAGUAUUUCGUCACUCCUUCCAUUCUAGACCAUUACCAGACAGCACUGCGUGAUCCAGUAUUCUAUAUGCUGCAGAAACGCAUUAUUGAUCUCGUACACUUGUUCAAACUGCGUCUACCCAGCUACACCAAAGAAGACCUCUAUUUCCCUGGUGUAAAAAUUGAAAACGUUGUAGUUGAUAAGCUCAUAACUUACUUUGAUGACUUCCUUAUGGACAUGACUAACGCCGUCACCUUAACUGAAGAGGAACUAAAAAAGGCCAGAUCGGACAUGAUCUUUAUGGUACGCAAACGCCGACUUAAUCACCAGCCCUUCAAAGUUACCAUAGAUAUUGCAUCCGACAAAGCUGUCGACUGUGUAGUGAGAAUAUUCUUGGGUCCUAAAAAAGACCAUCUCAACCGCCUUAUUGAUAUCAACAACAACCGCUUGAACUUUGUUGAAGUUGAUUCUUUCUUGUACAAGUUGAACACUGGCAAAAACACAAUUGUAAGAGAUUCCCAUGAUAUGCACAACCUCGUUAAGGAUCGCAUGAUGACUCGAGAUUUAUGGAAAAAAAUUGAAUCUAUGAAUGAUAUGAAAGAUUUGCUAAGGAAGGAUCUGAGAAACUAUCACACUGGCUUCCCAACUAGGCUUUUGCUUCCUAAGGGUCACGUAGGUGGUUUAGAUAUGAUGUUUUACAUUUGUGUAACACCUUUGAGAUUAGUCGAUAACGUUGAUAUGAGUAUCCUCGAUACUAAUCGCAAAGAUUUCAUGGUGGACUUCAGGUCUAGCGUCCUUCUUGAUAAAAUGCCUCUUGGUUUCCCCCUGGACCGCCACAUUGACAUUGGCAACUUCUUCACCCCUAACAUGAGGUUUAUUGAUGUGAGGAUCUACCAUAAAAAGAUGACGUGUGACAUGAAGACCAGAUGGUACCGAUGGGUGUUGAAGAACUAUAACAUGAUUGACAGAACACCCGUUAUAGCAGACACAUACUUCGUUGACACGGAUCUCAACAUGAAAGUUGACCGUAAUCUUAAUUUGUUUGAUGUCUAA
Molecule: messenger RNA, 2019 nt
Organism: Arctia plantaginis
Lineage: Eukaryota; Metazoa; Arthropoda; Insecta; Lepidoptera; Erebidae
Source: the annotation of a GenBank genome assembly